Molecule: messenger RNA, 2062 nt
Organism: Cynoglossus semilaevis (tongue sole)
Lineage: Eukaryota; Metazoa; Chordata; Actinopteri; Pleuronectiformes; Cynoglossidae
Gene: brd7
Product: bromodomain containing 7
Exons: 17
Coding region: 369-1958 (529 amino acids)
Biological process (GO): regulation of transcription by RNA polymerase II
Cellular component (GO): nucleus
Source: RefSeq, a predicted model, not a curated record
CGCCACUCCGAGAGGAGGCACUGUUUGUUGAGGGAGCCCUUUCCUCUGAAUCGCUUCCGCGACCACCGAGAUCAGACCGUUACCGGUCAUUUUAUCAUAAAUGCAAACAAUGGGCAAGAAGCAUAAAAAACACAAGUCCGAAAAACAUGGAUAUGAAGAGAGGCCACUAAAGCUAGUGCUAAAAGUGUCUGGAAACGAAGUGACUACCGGAAGCUCAAGUCUGGAUACGUUUUACGACGAGCAGUCGACAGACCACGACAAACCUAAAGACAAGAAAAAGAAAAAGAAGAAAGAUAAAGAAAGGAGCUUUGGCUCACCUGAGGACGACAAGGGAAAGAAGAAGUAUGAGUUGUUUUCUGGUAUUUUAGAUGACAAAAAAAAAGAAAGGACACGAUGGAGAUGGAGAGGACGACAGAGAACAAUGCAGAACUCCCAUCCGCUCGGAGCUGGAUAAACUGGAGGCAGAGAAAGAGCAGACUCCCCUGCAGGAAGCUCUGUACCAGCUCAUCAGGCAGCUCCAAAGGAAAGACCCAAGUGCAUUCUUCUCAUUUCCUGUGACAGACCUCAUCGCUCCAGGCUAUUCCUCAAUUAUCAAGCGUCCAAUGGACUUCAGUACAAUGAAGGACAAAGUAAAGAAAGAGUUCUACCAGUCAUUGGAUGAACUCAAGGUGGAUUUUAGGAUAAUGUGUGAAAACGCCAUGAUUUACAACAAACCGGAGACUAUUUACCACAAAGCUGCACGCAAACUGUUGCACUCUGGAAUGAAAAUUCUGAGCCAGGAGAGACUCGAGAGUCUGAAGCAGAGCAUCUCUUUUAUGUCUGGACUGGAUCUGUCUACUGACCCACCAGGGAAGUCUGGAGAGCAAAGAAGAAGCAGUCUGGACCAGAAGAGUGAGGGACUCAUCAAACUAGACACCAGCUCAGAGACACCGAGUACAUCCAGACAGGACAAAGACUCCAAGGACGAAGCGUCAAAGGCAGAGAAGGAGCUGGAGGAUAUCCGGAAGGUCAUCAAGGACUCUGGAGGAAAGCUGUCAAACAGACUCCUGCAGGAUGAACUGGGAUUUACGAGGCAAAAGUCUGACGGCUCCACUACUUUGGCAAUUCUCAACCCAGCUGAGCUGUCAGCAGGAGAUGUUGGCUACUGUCCUGUGAAGCUGGGAAUGAUGUCCACUCGGCUACAGACUGGUGUGAACUCUCUGCAGAUCUUUAGAGAGGACAAGAGGAACAGAAUCACUCCAGUGUCCUACAUGAACUACGGGCCGUUCACCUCCUACGCCCCCACUUACGACUCCAGCUUCUCCAACAUCAGCAAAGAUGAGUCCGACCUCGUCUACUCCUUUUACGGAGAAGAGUCCAGCCUGCAGGGAUCAGACAGCUUGUCGGACUUCCUGGACAAAUCUGAUGAGUAUGUGUACAAAAUGGCAGACAAUCUUCUGGAUGCAAUGACAAAAGGAGAGCAUUCAAAAACUCUGAUGGAGGCGCAGUCGCAGGCUCAGGAUCCAGAAAACCAAGCAGAGAAGAAGUCUGACAGCGAGGUGACUGACCCUGGACAUCACUCCCUGACCUCUACUGAGGCUCUGCAGAUGGUCCCUGAACUUUCAGGAGAGGCCCUGAACUUCCAGCACAAACUGGAUGAGACGACAAAGCUGUUGCUGAACCUGCAGGAAGCUCAGAGGGAACGUCUGAGCAUCAAACAACCUCCAAACAUGAUCUACCUACUGGCCCCGACAGCCAAGGAGAUGGAGCUGUCCGAGAAGGUGACGGGGAAUCUGGCCGAGCUGACUGGUCAGGUGGCUCCCUGUGACGUCAGCAGCCUCUACGGCAUCAGGAAAGCCAUGGGCAUCACCAUCUGUCCAGAACCUUCAGAACCCUUUAUGGACCUGACUACAGUGGAGACGGUUGAAGCCAUGGACGUCACGUGUCAGGAUGCUGCUCCUGCUGUGGCUGUUAAAUAAAACCUUCAACCCUUUCAUCAUUUAGUUUCAUCACUUAAGUUUUGUACAAAAGUUGUUGUGUUGUUUUGUUUGUGUUUUUCAAUCAAUAAACGUUUUAUAUCCAA